AUGGACCUCGAGACCGGCGAGCCGCCAAAACUGUACGGCGUGAACCUUCAGCCACCGGCACCGUUCGACUUCGCGAACCCGGCAACAUGGUCGACAUGGCUCAGCCGCUACGAAGACUUCACCGCGGUUUCAGGACUGACAAAAGCGUCGGAAGACGUGCAGGUACGCUCGCCACUGUACUGCAUGGGCCCGGAGGCACGUCCGCUCCUCGAGACGUUCUCGCUCGACGCCCAGUCGCUCGCCUCGUACCAAGUUGUUGCCGCCCGCUUCACUCAGCACUUCGUGCACCCGGCCAACGAGCUCUACGAGUCGUCGCGGUUCCACAGGCCUGUUCAGCUACUCGGCGAAAGCGUCGACACGUACUACGCGGAACUGUGCAGAAUGGUGAAGCGCUGCAACUACCAGUCAGCUGCUGUCGAGGAAAGGCUCAUCAGCAUGUGCCGAAACGUGAAGCUGACGCUCAAGGAGGCAUGGACACAGGCCCGUCAGUCCGAAGACGCCGACAAAGAGAAGGAGUUGAUCCAGAACCGCACCGAGCACGCACGCGAGCUUAUCCUCGACGCCGCGAAAGCAAGUAAGUUCGCCUCUCGUCGCCGCUCCGGUGCUAAGCCUACUACGUGGCAGCCGCCAGCCGAGCGCUCUCGCGAGCCGCCCACAUGUGAAUUCUGCGGCCGCGCGCCUCACCGACGUUCGGACUGCCCGGCUCGACGCUCCGCCUGCAACUUCUGCAAAGAGAAAGGCCACUUCGCUGAAGUUUGCAGCUCGCGGAAGCACCAGCAGAACAAGCUCGGCUCCGUUCACCUGCAUGCCGUGGGCACGCCCGCCGCUGCAAAGUUCGUCGACGUGACCGUUGACAACUACACAGCGCAGUUCAAAGUCGACUCCGGCGCCAAAGUAUCUGCUGUACCCAGCGACUUCCCUACGCUGCCUGCCAAGCUCGACAAAGUCGACAGUCUGCUCAAUGGCCCUGGAGGACAGCCACUUCGCGUGCUAGGCUCGUAUCUGACUCCCAAAGCAACGCUGCACGCCGAGCUCUUCAAAGGAUUGGGCACUCUCAAGGACGAAUACGUUAUUCGGCUGAAACCCGAUGCCGUGCCCUUCUCGCUAAGCGUCCCCCGCAGGAUCCCCAUCCCGCUGCUCGAGGUCGUCCGCCGCGAGCUGGACAAAUUGGAAAGCGCGGGAGUGAUCCGCAGGAUCGACAAGCCAACUCCAUGGUGCUCUGGCCUCGUUGUCGUCAGGAAAGACGAUGGUUCCUACCGGCUAUGCGUCGACUUGACUCAACUCAACAAAGUCGUCCUCCGUGAACGGCAUAUUUUGCCAACGGUUGAGCAAGUCCUUGGCCUCCUCGGUGACGCAACAGUGUUUUCAAGGCUGGAUGCGACCGCAAGCUUCUAUCACGUGAAGCUUUCUGCCGAUUCCCAAGAGCUGACGACAUUCAUCACCCCAUAUGGCCGAUACUGCUUUUGCCGGCUCCCCUUUGGCAUCACCUCCGCUCCCGAGUACUUCCAAUAA
Molecule: messenger RNA, 1512 nt
Organism: Rhipicephalus sanguineus (brown dog tick)
Lineage: Eukaryota; Metazoa; Arthropoda; Arachnida; Ixodida; Ixodidae
Exons: 3
Coding region: 1-1512 (503 amino acids)
Molecular function (GO): zinc ion binding; nucleic acid binding
Source: RefSeq, a predicted model, not a curated record